Belonocnema kinseyi is the source of this 1042-nucleotide messenger RNA. RefSeq lists its product as uncharacterized. Bases 246 to 965 code for a protein of 239 amino acids. The transcript is spliced from 2 exons. NCBI's taxonomy places the organism in Eukaryota, Metazoa, Arthropoda, Insecta, Hymenoptera, Cynipidae. The record is from RefSeq and is a predicted model, not a curated record.
AAGUUAUGAACUCCGCACAUUACGCACACUUUUUGGAUGAUAGCUUCGAUUCUUGCAAUGCACGGACUGAAGAGGAGAAAAAAGACAAGCCUUUGACAAAGCGAGUGGACGAUAACAGUGGUCACCUUCAAUUCUGGUCGGAAGCAAUUAAAAAAAUACGAAACAUGCGCUACGUAUCCAUGGGUACCUUUGAACCAUUUCCAAAUCCGCCAUCGUUAAACAACUGGAUAUAUAAUCUUCAUUAGAUGAAGGACUUAUGGAACAGUGUAAAAACUAAAGGUUUUCCUUAUUUAAAACCCGGUUACGUACAUCAAGAUCCAGCAGAAAAUUUUUUUGAAUCCAUGCGAAGCCAUGGGCAACGGUACACCACUCCAACCAGCAUGCAAGCUGAGGGAUUAUUUAAAUCUCUGAUGGUCAACAAUUUAGCAUCCUCAUAUUCCAAUAGAUCCAACUGCCGAGAUGAUAACGGAAUGACGUUGAUCUCAUUAAAGGUGUUAAACUCUGCUGUUAAUAAAGGCACGGAGAAAUCCGGCACGAGAUUACACAAAUUUAAUGAGCCAGAUCAUCCUGUCCAAACUCAGCAACAAAGUAAAUCAUCUUUGGGAUUCAUAAGCAGAAUUCAAUCAGCUGGUCGUUUUGCGAGGACAAUCCACUCGCAGAUGCCAGUAAUAAAAAAAUGCGUUGAAUGCAAGAAUAAUUUCUUCUGCGAUGAUCCACGACAAAAUGAAUAUGUUUCCCUGCUAAAAAGCCACAAAUGUGAUGCGAUAAAAAUUGCAGCCGCGGAUCCCUUUGAGCGUGGAUUUAUUCAAGGAGUAAAUUCAGUAAACAGACAAUUAUCACGAUCAAGUUGGCGUCCUUAUCUGCGAUAUCGAUUCGUCCGAUUCCUCAGAGAGCACGGAAAACUUGAUUUGGAAUGGGUGAAAUGCAAUGAGCACCGCCACCCUAAAAAAGUAUCUGGGUACUAAAGAAAGAAAGGCCGGCGUGCGGAAGCAGAAACAAAAUAAAGAAUCCUCGAUGAGGACAUGAUUCUUUAAACUACUUU